Molecule: messenger RNA, 2954 nt
Organism: Elaeis guineensis (African oil palm)
Lineage: Eukaryota; Viridiplantae; Streptophyta; Magnoliopsida; Arecales; Arecaceae
Source: RefSeq, a predicted model, not a curated record
UAAACCUGAUGGUUGCGGUAAUAAGACGAUAUUAGCUUCCACGUCGAAUCUGGCGGCUUGUGGCCUCUGGUUCUCCGAUCUCUCGCGCUGUCUCUUCCUCUAGGGUUACUUCUCCUUCCUUCCUCCCAAAAAAAUCCACAAAACCCUACCACCCUCGCACCAAUCGAUAGCUCUUGCAACCCUAGGAUUCCCACCCGCGUUGAACGAAGGAUCAAGAGUUUUUCGAAGCUAUUUUUUUCGUUUAAAUAUAUAGAUCACCUUCUGGUCAUGGAUCGAGUUCUCACUUCAUCUCCACACCUCGAAUGAAACAAAUGAGAUCAAAAGUAGGAUUUUUGCUUUCCAAUUUGCUUGUUUCCCCACUUUUUGGCCGAGCAGAUGGCUUAUUGUUGCAUUGUCAUCUGUUAAAAUCGGUAUUUUGCAUUCGUUGUUCAUUUUUUUGUGUGCGGGAAGAUAUGGUGUUAACUCAGGCUAUAUAGGGGGAUUUAAAAGAAAAACUUUGGAAUCAGAUCAUGCUCUCUUUGCGCACUAUUCGCAGACUCUGUGCUGCUGUUGAUGCUCUUGCUGUCACCGUUAUAGCCGCCAAUAUUUCAAAAUCACGAACCAAAACCGACCUCGCCAUUGCUGCUUGCCCAUCAUCACAUAUUCCUGAAAAUUUCCCAACAAUUGCCGCUUGCAAAGCUGCAGUUUCGAAAAGCUACUCAAGCCCGAAACCUGAUACCGAUCCCAUAGCCUCUUCGGAGAUUAAUUCAAUUAGUGAGCCUGCCCUUUUGAAGAUUAAGACAGAGAGAGACCCGGAGAAGCUCUUCCAACUCUUCAAAGCCAAUGCCCACAACUGCCUUGUAGUGGAGAAUCGCUUUGCCUUCGAGGAUACAGUCUCCCGCCUUGCAGGUGCUCGUCGCUUUGACCUCAUUGAACACCUCCUCGAGCACCAGAAAACCCUUCCCCAAGGCCGGCGUGAGGGGUUUAUUGUUCGGAUCCUCAUGCUCUAUGGGAAAGCUGGGAUGCCGGAUCAUGCCCUCCGGACCUUCCAUCAGAUGCACCUGUUUGAGUGCCCUCGGACCGUCAAAUCAUUCAAUGCCACACUCAAGGUCUUGUCUGAAGCUCACAGGUUUGAUGAUGUCAGGAUGUUUUUUGAUGAGAUUCCUGCUAAAUAUGGAAUCGAGCGGGAUGUGAUUUCAUAUAAUACUAUUAUCAAGGUUAUGUGUGAUAUGGGUAGUCUGAAUUCUGCUUACUUGGUCAUGGUGGAGAUGGAGAAGGCAGGACUUAAACCAGACGUGGUGACAUAUACCACACUUAUAUCAGCAUUUUAUAAGUGUGGUCAGGGUGAGAUUGGUGAUGGGUUAUGGAAUCUAAUGGGGAUUAAGGGCUGUUCACCUAAUUUAGCCACUUUUAAUGUUAGGAUUCAGUAUCUGAUUAACAGAAGAAGGGCUUGGCAAGCCAAUAGCUUGAUACGUAGGAUGUAUGUUUCUGGUAUAAAACCAGAUGAAUUAACUUAUAAUCUGAUUAUUAAAGGUUUCUGUAUGAUGGGUGAGCUCGAAAUGGCAAAGAGGAUUUUUUAUGCUAUGCAUGGAAGGGGAUGCAAACCAAACAGCAAGAUCUAUCAGACCAUGGUUCAUUACCUCUGCAAAGAAGGAGACUUUGAUUUGGCAUUCAGGUUGUGCAAGGAUAGCAUGGAAAGAAAUUGGUUUCCAAGCGUUGACACCAUUGAUAAACUGCUAAAAGGUCUUAUGGCCAUUUCAAAGGACCGAAAUGCUAGGGAAAUUAUGAAGCUGGUUAAGGCAAGAACAUCUCCUUAUUCAGCUGAUCAAAUGAAGUCCUUUCUGGACAUAUUGUCUUAUGGCAGGAGGAAGAAACAGCAUUGAUAUUGGGUAUCAUUUGCUGAUGUACCUCUACAGAUUAAGAAGAGCCGCAACACUUUUAUUCGCAUUCUUUUAUUUAUGUGGAUCAUUAAUUGCGCAUGCACAAUUUUUCAAUGUGGUAGAGGCUCCUGACCAUGUUCUUCAAAGCGUAAAUUAAUCUGUCCCAGGACUCGAACCUGUGUUGUUGCACUUGUCAUCCCAAGCUGUUACCAUUGGACCAAGCAAUGGCCCCAUAAAUUUUUUGAGACACAUGUCGAUGUUGAUGGUAAAUUAGAUGUUAAAUUGGAUGUCAUUUGAGUGGUCUGUCAAGCAUAUAAAGAAGUGCCAAGCAAGGAGGGCAGCAAAUUCUAAGAGUUCUUAAGUAUUGUUUGAAUUCUGAGGAAUAGGAGCAAAGGAAAGUGAUUCAGGAGAAAUGUCUUUGGAUAUUCGAUCUUUAAAAAUGCCAUUUAUCUGUUCAAAACGUUUGCCAAUGGGAAGAGGAAUGCAAGGAGUAGAGUGCCCAGAGCACAGUACAUAUAUAUGAAAACAAAGGUUGCCAUUCUGUCUCUUUAUUGAUGCAGCAUCUUUGUUGCAACACCAUUUUGACAUUAUAUAUGUGACUCAAGUAGCUUGCUUUAUGGCCAUCUCUUGGAUGGUUAUCAAGAUGCCCCAGGCACCACAGGGCAGAGUUAAUGAUGAUGGUGAUGAUGUUGGACAAGCCGUGCCCCUGGGUAUUCCCCUCUAGGUUGCCUUGUAUUCUGCAAGCUCCUGGUAAUCAUCAACAAUAGCAGCCUUUGUUUUGUUGAAUGCAAAAUUUAGUACUCCGUUGAGUCUGCAGUCAGAUGGAAUGCUUCUGGAAUAUCACAAAAUACCCUCUCUUCUUUUUUUUUUCUUUUCUUUUCUUUUUUACAUAAUUACAGGUGAUUUUAAUGUUAGUAGUAUGGUGAAUAUAGCACCAGUCGUAGAUUCUUAACUAGUUUUUGGAAAAUCAACAAUUGUUAAAGCAUAUGAUGGAUAAACUUGUUGCUUAUGUCUGACAGGCAGCAGCUUAUAUUUGUAUAACAUUUCCAUAUUAAUUUGGGAUAAUUUGAGGCAAAGGUCUCCAUUUGUUUUUAA